Molecule: messenger RNA, 880 nt
Organism: Hibiscus syriacus
Lineage: Eukaryota; Viridiplantae; Streptophyta; Magnoliopsida; Malvales; Malvaceae
Product: CASP-like protein 1F1
Exons: 3
Coding region: 163-702 (179 amino acids)
Source: RefSeq, a predicted model, not a curated record
AGCUGCAACACCCACCACUUUCGUUUUUGGUAACGUUAAAUGCACUGAAAAAAGAUUCUUCCACUUUCUUCUAUAAAUACCCUCACUGGCUUCAACUAUCUGUUGAUUUCUAUAUCAGUUUUCCCCUGUUUUCUCUUUCAUUUCAAGACCUGAUCUCUUGCAAUGGAACGCACUGAAGCCAAGUUCGCAGAAAACCCACAUCGGAAAACGGACAAGGUUUCCCUUUGUGCGCAAUUUGGCUUGAGAAUCAUGGCGAUAUCGACAGCUUUUGCUGCCACAUGGACGAUCGCCACCGCCAAGCAAACGGUGGUGGUUUUUGGCAUGCAAUUCGACGCUCGAUAUACAUAUUGUUCAGCUUUCAAGUUCUUCGCGUUUGCAAAUGCCUUUGCAUGUGCCUUCACUUUUCUUUCGUUGGUGUUCGUGUUCUUCUCCCUCCGCCAUGGCUUGACUACUACGAGCUUCUUCCUACUGUUCCUACACGAUCUGUUUAUGAUGUCGCUGAUGCUUUCCGGCGUGGCGGCGGGGACGGCAGUCGGAUACAUUGGCCGGUAUGGUAACAGUCACGCCGGUUGGAUGGAAAUCUGCGACCGUUUGAAGAAAUACUGUGACAAGGUGACGGCUUCUAUGGUGCUGUCUUAUCUGUCGGUCGUUUGUUUGGUGGUGCUUACCGUCAUCUCCGCCGGCAAGUCUCGACAAAUCUAAGGUUUAAAAACGCUGUUUGUGUUUUAAUUUGUAGCCAUGACUGAAGAUAUCGAGGACACGUGAUAGAAUUCGUGUCUUUGUUAACUUUGUUAAAUUGUAUUCGUGCCUUUCUUGACUUUGUUGAACUCUUCUGUGGGUAAAACGUAAGUACCAAAAGUUUAUCCUUCCUCACUGCUUA